AUGUUGGUGCCCGUUGGCAGGAGGGAUGCUGCCUGGGAGAGGCGGCAGGAGAAGCACAAGAAGCUGACGGAUGAGAGGAUCAAGGAGGCGAAGGAGCGGGGGCGCUUGCAGGCGCUCCUGGAGGCCGAGGAGAAGAAGGGCCUGGAGCUGGAGGCGAAGGUGGAGUCCUUUCGCGCGGAGCUCCAGCGGGUGUCCGGCACCUGCGAUAACGGCGCAGUGCUGUACGCCCAGCUGGAGCUCCGCGUGGCCCAGAAGGACGCGGAUCAGGCCGUCAAAGGUCGGAAGAAGGCCAAGACGUAG
Molecule: messenger RNA, 300 nt
Organism: Effrenium voratum
Lineage: Eukaryota; Dinophyceae; Suessiales; Symbiodiniaceae
Source: the annotation of a GenBank genome assembly